GCGCCAGUGUCCCAGCUUUCCAUCGAGUAGCAUGGCUUACUGAAGAAAAACAAAGAUUUUUUUGUGCUUUACAAAACAUUAAAAUAGGUAAAAGCUACCUUAUAAGCAAGAUACUUUAUAAGCUUUAUAAGCUAUCUACACUUAACGACAAAUACAAGUCUUAUGCAGGAUUUGAACGUUCGUUAGAAUGAUACAUGUAGAUGUGUAUGUGCUUGUUUUAUUUUUAGCAGUGCCACCAAGUUAGCAAACACAUCACGAUAAAGGGACUGAUUUGAAGGUGGGAAGUAAAACAAGUAGAUUUCUCGGUAAUCUUCGUUUAACAUAAGACGGGAUGCCAGUACACUCGAGAGAAAAGAAAGAAAGCAACCAUGAAGAAAUGGAGGUGGAUUUUGCAGAGCAAGAGGGAAGCAGCUCAGAAGAUGAAGACACAGAGAGCUCUUCUGUCUCUGAGGAUGGAGAAAGUUCAGAAAUGGACGAUGAAGACUGUGAAAGGAGAAGGAUGGAAUGCAUUGACGAGAUGACCAAUCUAGAAAAACAGUUCACUGACCUCAAAGACCAGUUAUAUAAAGAGAGACAGAAUCAAGUCGAAGCCAAACUCCAGGAAGUGAUGUCAGGAAAAGCAGCAGAGUACCUGGAACCUCUUGCUACCCUUCAGGAGAAUAUGCAGAUUAGAACUAAAGUUGCAGGUAUCUACAGAGAGUUGUGUUUGGAGUCAGUGAAGAAUAAAUAUGACUGUGAAACCCAAGCAGCGUUCCAGCACUGGGAGAGUGAGAAACUGCUAUUAUUUGACACGGUUCAGAGUGAAUUGGAGGAGAAGAUCAGACGUUUGGAGGAAGAUCGACAUAGUAUAGACAUUACCUCAGAGCUCUGGAAUGAUGAGUUACAAUCAAGAAAAAACAAGAAGAAAGAUCCCUUCAGUCCCGACAAAAAGAAAAAGCCUGUCGUUGUGUCAGGCCCAUAUAUAGUUUACAUGCUGCAAGACUUGGAUAUACUGGAAGACUGGACUGCUAUUAGAAAGGCCAUGGCAACAUUAGGACCUCACAGAGUAAAGACUGAUGCCUCUUCAAAGAGUGACAAACACCAACACAACGCCCGCUCAGAGGACGGACGCUUGUUUUACGAUGGCGAAUGGUACAGUCGCGGACAAGCCAUAACUAUCGACAAGAAAGACGAGUAUCCUACGAGCGCUGUAAUAACCACAAUCAAUCACGAUGAAGUCUGGUUUAAACGAGUCGAUGGGAGCAAAUCAAAACUUUACGUCUCGCAGCUUCAGAAAGGCAAAUACAGCGUAAAACAUGCCUGAUGUCUGAAAUGUUUAAUAGUGCCAUUUUAUGUACAGUAUAUCAUGAUUUAAAUACUUUUUGAUGUUUAAAAACAUACAUUGGUGUCAUAUUAUUUUAUUGUAUAUUCAGCAUUUUGUUUUUGAGAGAGAUUAUUACACCGAACAAGUUCAAAAGCGUGUUAUAAUUGCAGGAGGAAUGAUCAUUGGGCUCAUUUUCCUUGUAAAGUCUGCUCAGCGGUGCUUCAGUGUAAUUCUGAUGUGUAGUUCUUUUGUAAUGCCUUGUCUGGCUACCAAAUGGUUUCUUACUUUUUUACAUUUCUGCCUCAUCACUGUGUUCAGAUACAAAUUACAGUCAUGAUGUCCUUGAAAAGGUUUGUGCAACAUCCUGAAUGAUAUACAGAUAUAUGAAGUAUUUUUAGGAAUUAAUUAACAAGAUGUUAUCACAGAUUGUCAGAGUCUUAGGUUUUCAAAAAGCUGUCUAUUGUGCUCUGAGAAGAUGUGAUCUCGCUGCUCUGUUUACGGUCGUAAAUGUGGUCAAUUCUUUAUAUGAUUCAUUGUAAUGUGCAUUUCAGUUCUGCUCAUUGGUGUUGUAGCACCACCCUUUGGUUUUGUUGUCCUGUGCCUGUUCAUUGUUUUCUUGGUUUAUUCAUAUUUUUUAAAAUUCUGUACUUUUCAUUUUUUCCUCUGCAGUUUCUUAUGAAUUUAUGUUGAACAAACAUUCAAAUACAGCAUUAUAAUAUUA
Molecule: messenger RNA, 2024 nt
Organism: Danio aesculapii
Lineage: Eukaryota; Metazoa; Chordata; Actinopteri; Cypriniformes; Danionidae
Gene: brms1la
Product: BRMS1 like transcriptional repressor a
Exons: 10
Coding region: 332-1303 (323 amino acids)
Biological process (GO): negative regulation of transcription by RNA polymerase II
Cellular component (GO): Sin3-type complex
Molecular function (GO): histone deacetylase binding
Source: RefSeq, a predicted model, not a curated record